GUACCGUGGUGCUAGGAAACAUGAACGUAUGCUAACAUCUCAAAUGGCGCUGGAAUUAUACGUCAUCGCGGAUCGUUUCUCAGCGCAUGAGGUUUCUCUACCUCUCCCCCCAUUCUACUCUUUUCCUGCCGGAAGAUGAUGACAUUGAGGAUGAUGAUGUGAUACUGAACAACCAAUGAUCAGGCAAGAAGGGAGUGGAGGGGGUGUGUUCAGAGGCUGAGCUUGGAUCUGAUCACUGCUGAUGAGAAUGCCGAGGAAGAAGGGGAAGAGAGGGAGGUAGAGGUGGGUGGGGGAGGCCUUGUCCAAGGUGAAGAGCGCCAACGCUGGUUUAAUAAAAGACGAGAAGAGGAGAAAGGGGAGCAGGAGGGAAAUGGAAAGCUAUCGCCUGUAAGAAGUGGAUCAACCUGCGUUGUCAUGGAAAAAUUUCGACCAAAAAGACCAACCACCCUGGCUCUGUUCCCCCAGCUACCACAAGCUGGAACCCAGGACUCCAUUAACAACAACUCUUUAGGCAAGAAUGACCGCUGGAAGGACUCCUGUUCCCCCUCCCCACAUAUUACAGGGGAUCUAACACCCCCAGUCCAACCAAAAGCAGAGGACAAAGUCCAACAAAAAACGCGCCGCCUGGCACCAAAACCACCCCCAGCCAACGGAGUGAACAGCAAAACUAGCUCUCAGGUUGCUGCUGUAGAGACGCAAGCUCGACUGAGAGAAAGACAAGUGUCAGGGUUCACACAGACACAGCCCUACACCACAGCAAGGAGUCAAAUGAAAGGAAUAAGAGGAGCCCUAGCAAUGAGAGAGAGGAGCCUGGGCGACACCAGAGGUCACAAUGGAGGGACAACCGGGAAGGAAGAUAGAAGAGGUGGAAGGCUGUGUGAUCAGUCCAGGGGGAAGGAGAAAGAGAGAAAUGGACAUCAGAGGCCAAGAGAAACAAAUGGACUGAAAAGCUGGGGGGCUCAUGGGAAAGGAAAAGUAGGUUCUAAAGGAGUUAACAAAGCAGGGGUAGUGAAGCCCAAUAACAUACUGUCCAACCAAAAAGUAUAUCUUACAGCCAUGGUGGUCCCACGCACGCCUCUAGCACCACGAACCGAGGACAAGACCCAUAACCAAGGCCAAAACCAUGAAAGGAUCCAAGACAACCCCUCAAUCCUCUCCCUGUCCAGCAGCGAGGGGGGGCUAAACAGAAUGUCCCUCAGCUCAGAUACAGAGGGACCCCCACCAGGGCCUCCACAUCCUUCUCAAGUCCACCGAAUCGACACAGACAUCAGCGAAGAAGAGGGAGAAGGAGAUCCAACUCCGUGCUUGAACAUCCAGAUUGGUCCAACCCCUUGCCUUACAGAUAAUGAAAAAGCUGAGGUGGACUGUACAAAGUCAGAGGUGGAGGCAAGGGGAGGAAAAGGUGACUAUAACAAUAAGGUGGGUGGCACCACCUUUGUCACUCAGGGAGAUGGUGCGGCUGCUCAGGUUGCACCAAAGAGGGAAGAUAUGGCACAGUUAAACUAUGACUCUGUUAAAUACACUCUGGUGGUCGAUGAACACGCUCAGUUAGAGCUGGUCAGCCUCAAGGACUGCUUGCACAGUUACAAUGAUGACAGUGAUGCAGAGACGGUCUAUCAGUCAGCCAAUGAGGAGGAAGAUCCAGAGUAUGAGGAGGAAAGGAAGAGGAGAGAGAAAGCAAGAAAGCAAGACAGAAGGAAAGAGGAGGAAAACAGACGAAAGGUGGAGGAUGAGACAAAGAUGAGGAGAGAAGAGGAUGUCAAGAGGAGGAGGAGGGAGGAAGAGGUGAAGAGGAGGAGGGACGUUGUGGGAAGGAUCUGCAAGCAGUCCAAGGUAACAUCAACCACAACUUCAGAGGAGGAAGAACCUGAUGGAGGAAGACCAGGAGCUUCAAGAAGUAAGAAGUUCCACAACCUGUUUUCCAACAACAGCAGUCAUUACAGCACCACAGGUGCUGGGUCAUUUGGUGUGUUCUCCUGUGUUUUGGAUGGAGUGGAGAGACAACAGAGCCACAGAGCUGUCUACAGGUUUGUCCCCCGUCAUGCAGACGAGCUGUAUCUAGAAACAGAUGACCCAGUGUUAAUGCUGAACCAGUCGGAGGACCUUUGGUGUCAAGGUUACAACAUGAGGACCGGAGAUACUGGCAUCUUCCCUGCCUUCUAUGCUGUGAGGGUGGCUAAAGAUACUAACCAAGUCCAGAAAGAUGGCUGGACAGAUCAGUUCCUGGGGCAAUUCCUGGGUUCAGUUCAGGUCCCAAUCCACAAAGGCAAUGACAUGCUUUGUGCUGCAAUGCAGAAGGUGGUGUCUAACAGGCGGUUAGCAGGUCAGACUCCUUUAGCUUGUGUGCUGGAGGUUAGUGUAAAGGGUGUGAAGAUCAGUGUCCAAGACCAGUGUCACUCUGCACAUAGGGGGGACCAGUGUUUCCAUUUCUUCCAGUUGAAGAACAUCUCAUUCUGUGGCUGUCAUCCACAACACAACAAGUAUUUUGGUAUCAUCACCAAGCACCCUGACCAACAGCGUUUUGCCUGUCAUGUGAUGAUGUCAGAGACAACAUCACAUCCUUUGGCCGUAUCUGUGGGGAGGGCAUUCCAGCAGUAUUACAAGGAGAACAUUGGCUUCUCCUGUCCCACUGAAGACAUCUUUAUUGAGUAGCACCUCUCCCCACCUAAUUAUGCAUUGAAUACUCACCAUGUGCAUAUCAGCCGGGUGUUACACAACGAAUUUGAUUACUUGUUUGUCUUUGCACGCAGGACAUCUCUCCUUACCAUUACCCAGUGAUACAACAAGCUUGUCCUUACCUUGGUCAUGUCACAGUACAAAUGUUUCCAUGGAUGGACUGGAUAAGAUGACACGUUCCACACACUGGGAUCAAAUGCGACAUGCGCCCUAACUAAAUUCAAAUACAAAAAUGGGUUUUGUAAAUGUUUUAUGGCUUACGUGGUUGAAAUUGGAUGUAAAACCGUAUAAACAGCUUACAGGAUUUUAUGUAAUGACAGAAUCCUUUUCGUCAUUUCAUUAACUUGCCACCAUAGGUGAAUCGUAUGAUAAUUAAUCUGGACCUUUUUGGUUGAUUUGAUUAACCAUUUCAUAUCAUGUAUCGGAAAAA
This is a messenger RNA of Gasterosteus aculeatus aculeatus (three-spined stickleback), 3106 nucleotides long. RefSeq names its product C-Jun-amino-terminal kinase-interacting protein 1. Gene Ontology annotation, cellular component: cytoplasm. Gene Ontology annotation, molecular function: MAP kinase scaffold activity; JUN kinase binding. NCBI's taxonomy places the organism in Eukaryota, Metazoa, Chordata, Actinopteri, Perciformes, Gasterosteidae. The record is from RefSeq and is a predicted model, not a curated record. Gene Ontology annotation, biological process: regulation of JNK cascade; JNK cascade.